Molecule: messenger RNA, 1560 nt
Organism: Tetrahymena thermophila SB210
Lineage: Eukaryota; Ciliophora; Oligohymenophorea; Hymenostomatida; Tetrahymenidae
Exons: 1
Source: RefSeq, a predicted model, not a curated record
AUGAGUGGCUUAAAGGAAUAAAGCAAUACAUAGCAGCAGCAAGUUGUUAACAAUAAAAGCAUUAAUUUAGUUGAGGCAAAGCAGAAUAAUUAAAGCUAAACUAAAGAUUCAUUUAAUCAAGGUGAUUAGACUAAGGAGAAGAAGGUUGAAAUUAACAAUAAUUAAAAUUUUAUGAAUUACGAUGACAUUUAGAUCAAUAAAGAAGAUGAUGAGGAUAAAUAUAUCCUCAUGGAGCUAAUUGCGAAAAAAAAUUCUUAGCUCAUAGAUUAACCAUAAAUUGCUGAUUUAUCUGCUAUGAAGGAAUCUAAAGUAUCUCAAGGACGCGUUUUAUCUAGAUAAAUUGAAAAUAACUCAAUAGCAUCAUAAUAGACAUAGAAUACCAAUAAUAAUAAUUGUCAAGGAUUUAUUGAUAACAACUAACCAGUUCUCCCUAGUCUUUCUUAGCUUGAAAGGCGUCGUUACAUUAGCACAGAAAUAGAACAACAAUCUUCAAAUAUUUCUAGUAAUAAUUACAUGGAUACCUUGGCUGCCCAAUAUACUAACACAAAAAGUAGAUAUGCUGCAAGAGCUGCAGCUCUAGGAUAAGGUAGUGUCCAAAGCAAUAGCUAAACUUAAAACCAAGAAUAAAGUGAAAAAUAAUAGCUUUAAAUUGGACUUCAAGGGAUUAAUCAGUAAAUUUAAUUUAAAAAUCCUCCUCCUAGAAGUUAAGUGUAAUACUAAUCAGGUCUUUCUUCCUCUCAAAGCCUAACUGUUUAGAGAGAUUUUCACAUAUACUAUUAAAUUGGAAGCAGUAACAAUACAGAUAGCAGUAAAUCAUAUGAAGACGAUACUCUAAUGAUGAAUUAAGAUGCCAACGAAAUGGUUAAAGUUCCUAUUGAUGAAAUAUAAGAAGAUACAACUGUAUAGGAUGCAAUCCAAUCUGCUGUUUGUCAAAUAAAUAAUUACUUCUCCAUAUAAAAGGCUAAUUAUAGACUCGAAUAUGAUGAUAGUCUAUAUGACAUGUAUCUUGCGAAAAAGAAUGGAGAAAAAAAAUCUCUCCCAGCUUUAUACCCGCUUGAAAAAAUGAAAAAAUUUUCCAACUCUAACAUGGUGCUUAUCCCUAAAGAUGGAUCAGCAUUAAAAAGACUUGUGCUUAACGGAUCUCCUAAAAAAUACAAAAGUAAUAUUAUGUCAGAUUAAAAAGCUCCUAAUAGAGAAACUAUUAAAGAGGAAUCUUUUAUUUCAAAUAACCAAUCUCCUACUAACUCAUACAUCUUCAAUUAAACUAAUCGUAACGGCUCUUAAAGUUAAAAUAAAACUUCAUCCUCUUUCACAGGUUAUCCUCCAUAAAAUAAUAAUAAUAACCCAAAUACUCGCAAAAGUAUGCAGUCUACAAUUACUCAAAAAUAAACAAAAAUAGGUAAUUAAGAAAGAGAAGGAGGUGAUUCAGAAAUAAUUUCUUCUCCCUCUAAAUGUUUUCCUUUCUUUUGUUGUAUGAGAGGAAAUGGAUCAUCUAGUAACAAACAAAGUAGCUCGUAAUCAAAUUCAUCUAAAAAGCGCUCAACAAUUGCAACUAGUUGA